Striga asiatica is the source of this 831-nucleotide messenger RNA. The record is from the annotation of a GenBank genome assembly. Lineage: Eukaryota; Viridiplantae; Streptophyta; Magnoliopsida; Lamiales; Orobanchaceae.
AUGCAUGUGAUGAACAAGCUAUUGAGGCAAAUAGUGAUUCAAAAGGGUGGUGGAGUUGAAGAAAAUAAACAAUAUGGAGAAGUGAUGGAGAAUACUAGUUUACUAUCCAAUCAAUUUGGGGAAGAAUUGAUGGAAGGAAAACAAAGCGAUAAUGUUGAAGAAAAGGAAUUAGUGAAAAUGGUUAACUCUGGAACGUUUGACAAUGAUAAUAGCAUGUUCAGAAAGAAGAUUUGGGUAGAAUGGGAUGACGAACUUCACGAAAAGUUUAUAAAUGCCGUCACAAAACUUGGAGAAGGAAGAUGCUAUCCAAGAGCGAUCCUCAAUUUGAUGAAUGUACCAGGCCUUACUAGAAUGCAAGUUGCAAGUCAUCUUCAGAGAUGUCGUAAUGUGAAUUGGUUGUCUCGAAAUAAAAGAAAAUAUAUACCUUCUGAUCAUGUUGAGAUGGUACCACUGAAGAAUAGAAGUCCAAGGAUGAAGACAAUGAGCUUUGGAUCUAUGCCUCAUGCAAACAACAUUAAUUUGAAUGAAAUCAUCACCACUUGUCCUCCAAACCAUGCAGAUGCUCAUAAACAUUAUAAUAGAGGUGCAAGAGAACUUGGAGAUAUAUUUAACAUGGAUGACGAGCAUAUUCUUUACAGUGAAGAUGGUGUUGAUAAUAUGCCUCAUAUUUAUUUAAAUGAAAGAGAUAAUGCUAAGGAUGCAGUUCUUUUUUCCGAGUUGAAUUCAAUGACUUUGUAUGCUAUGGUUGGGACAUCUCCACAUGGGCAACAUGGAAUGGAUUGCAAUGGAACCUUAGAAACACUUGUUCUUAACCAACUUAAGCAUAGUUAA